Messenger RNA from Bactrocera neohumeralis, 763 nucleotides. RefSeq lists its product as uncharacterized. Bases 328 to 711 code for a protein of 127 amino acids. The record is from RefSeq and is a predicted model, not a curated record. Lineage: Eukaryota; Metazoa; Arthropoda; Insecta; Diptera; Tephritidae. The transcript has 2 exons.
UCUGCGACCAUUCACUUUUUGCGAUUCGUCUUCCACAUUCGAAACUACCUUGCCUGCGCCACAUCCCAGAGCCAGAAGCCUUUAUGGAGAUUCGAGAUGCGAAAAAGUAAAAAAAGUGCUCUUCAAGAUUCCUGUCGCUUUGCUCUUAGUUAACGCAGAAUCAAUUUAGAUUUUUUAACUGCUGCCCAAUUAGAGGAUGACAGUAGGUUUUGGUAUAAAUACGAUUGUCCAAUCGUGGAUUGGGCAACAGUACGCUUUGCGACAACCGACGUGUGCAGACCAUUUCUGAAUAAGUUCUUCCCUUUCAAAUUUAUAAGAGACGAGAAAAUGUUCAAACUGGUGGCACUGCUUUUGUUCGUUAACGCCGUUGUAGGCAAAGUGACCGAAAAGCCUGAUGUCUUGGAUGCCAUAGAAGAUACCGAAAUUCACUUGGUUCCAACACUGCAGGCCACUUCGAUAAUCCAGGAACCCACUUUGGCCAAGGUGGGCGAUUUGAUUCACAGUGUGCCCACCGCCGUUUCCCAUCAGAGUUCGACCAUAGUUCACGACCGCGCCAAUGUGGCCACGCCGAUAGUAGCACCAGCAAUUAAGACACACAUCACUCCGGUUAUCAACUCAUACGCUUCGCCACUGGCACGUUCUUAUCCCAGCUUCUAUCCGUAUAGUUACUAUUAUGACUUCUAUCCUUAUGCUUACAAGAGUAUCUACUAAGCUUGGACCGAUCGUAAAAAAUGUUACCAUAUGCAUGAAACAGCCUCAUAAG